AUGCUGAAGCCCGGCGACCCCGGCGGAUCAGCUUUCCUCAAGGUGGACCCGGCUUACCUCCAACACUGGCAGCAGCUUUUCCCGCCCAGCAGCCAACUGAAAGGCGGCGUGGGGCUGCUGGGCCAUCCCCUCCAGCCGCCCGAAAGAGCCGCCGACCCGACCUGCGACAACCUCCGGCAGCUCCCGGCCUCUCUCGCUUCGUCCGCCUCUUCGUCCUCGUCGUCCUCGUCCUCGUCCUCCUCCUCCUCUUCUUCUUCCACUCCUUCGUCCGCCCCGUCUUCGUGCGUCGCCGCCGCCGCCUCCCUGGCCAGCUUGACUUCGCUGCCCAUGGCGCAGAUCCCUGUCUUUGGGCCGAUCCAAAGCUCCGACCCAGCGACGGGAGCCCCGGUCUCGCUCUUGCAGACCAAGGACUUGGGAGGGGGCGGCGGCGGCAGCCUGGCCAAGUGCAGCGAGAGGGGGGCGUCCCGGUUUCGCUGCACCGCCGAAGAACUGGACUAUUACCUCUACGGGCAGCAGCGCAUGGAGAUCAUUCCCCUCAACCAGCACACCGGGGACCCCAACAAUCGGUGUGACAUGUGUGCCGAUAACCGAAAUGGAGAAUGUCCCAUGCAUGGACCUCUGCACUCCUUGCGCCGCCUGGUGGGAACUAGUAGUGCGGCAGCUGCAGCUCCUCCCCCUGAGAUUCCAGAGUGGCUUCGGGAUCUGCCACGAGAAGUAUGUCUGUGCACCAGCACUGUUCCUGGCUUGGCCUAUGGCAUCUGUGCAGCCCAGAGGAUUCAACAGGGCACUUGGAUUGGGCCUUUCCAGGGCGUUCUCCUUCUGCCAGAAAAGGUACAAACAGGAGGAGCCAGAAAUACUCAGCACCUCUGGGAAAUAUAUGACCAAGAUGGGACACUACAGCACUUUAUUGAUGGUGGGGAACCCAGUAAGUCAAGUUGGAUGAGAUAUAUUCGAUGUGCACGGCACUGUGGGGAACAAAAUUUAACUGUAGUCCAAUACAGAUCAAAUAUAUUCUACCGAGCUUGCAUGGAUAUUCCCAGAGGCACUGAGUUGUUGGUGUGGUAUAAUGACAGCUACACAUCUUUCUUUGGAAUCCCUUUGCAGUGCAUUGCACAGGAUGAGAACUUGAAUGUUCCUUCAACUGUAAUGGAAGCCAUGUCAAGACAAGAUACUCUCCAGCCAUUUAGCAAAAGUAGCAAACCGCCCUCUGCCCCUCCACAGCGAUCCAUAGUCUUUCCACAGACUCCAUGUAACAGGAAUUUCUCUCUUCUGGAUAAAUCGGGUUCUCUCGAAUCAGGAUUUAACCAGAUCAGUGUAAAAAACCAACGAGUCCUCGCAAGUCCAACAUCAACAAGUCAAUUAAAUUCUGAGUUUAGUGACUGGCAUCUUUGGAAAUGUGGGCAAUGCUUUAAGACUUUCACCCAGCGGAUCCUCUUGCAAAUGCAUGUUUGUACACAGAACCCUGACAGGCCCUAUCAGUGUGGACACUGCUCCCAAUCCUUCUCCCAACCUUCAGAGCUCCGGAACCACGUAGUCACUCACUCCAGUGACAGACCUUUCAAGUGUGGCUAUUGCGGUCGUGCCUUUGCUGGUGCUACUACACUCAACAAUCAUAUCCGGACACAUACAGGGGAGAAACCCUUUAAGUGCGAGAGGUGCGAGAGGAGCUUCACCCAAGCCACCCAGCUGAGUCGACACCAGAGGAUGCCCAAUGAGUGCAAGCCAAUAACAGAGAGCACAGAAUCAAUUGAAGUGGAUUAA
Molecule: messenger RNA, 1761 nt
Organism: Protobothrops mucrosquamatus (brown spotted pit viper)
Lineage: Eukaryota; Metazoa; Chordata; Lepidosauria; Squamata; Viperidae
Gene: PRDM6
Product: PR/SET domain 6
Exons: 7
Coding region: 1-1761 (586 amino acids)
Cellular component (GO): nucleus
Molecular function (GO): protein binding; histone methyltransferase activity
Source: RefSeq, a predicted model, not a curated record